GGUCCCGAAAAGUUCGCGGAGCUCGUCGCCCACAUCGCGCCCUCGCUCCAAACUCUCCGUCUCGACGGCGCAGGCCCCGGCGCGCCGCCACCUGCGUUUGCCCACCGGCUCCUCUUCGCCGUCCGCUUCGCCGACUUCCCCAUUCGCGCACAACCAGCGGCGCUUGGCGAAACGCAGGUCCUGGAGGACGUCAUGGAGGAGUACGAUGACCUGGGGUAA
Epithele typhae is the source of this 219-nucleotide messenger RNA. RefSeq lists its product as uncharacterized. Lineage: Eukaryota; Fungi; Basidiomycota; Agaricomycetes; Polyporales; Epitheliaceae. The record is from RefSeq and is a predicted model, not a curated record. The annotation marks the transcript as partial. The transcript is spliced from 3 exons.